Chelonus insularis is the source of this 1175-nucleotide messenger RNA. RefSeq lists its product as uncharacterized. Bases 108 to 1094 code for a protein of 328 amino acids. The transcript has 2 exons. The record is from RefSeq and is a predicted model, not a curated record. NCBI's taxonomy places the organism in Eukaryota, Metazoa, Arthropoda, Insecta, Hymenoptera, Braconidae.
AUAUAAAAUCAAUCCGCUAGCCUGGAAAAUUCAUUUUAUGAGAAAGCAUUGUUGUUCAUCAAUCCGUAACGUGAUUUAUUUGAUAAAUCUUUAUUGGAUAGUACCAGAUGGCUCCUUACAAGACUUUCUUCAUAUUCUUCGUCCUAGGAACGACUUCUUCAGUGUUAGGAUUAACAAUAUCACAAUUAACUUCAUCCGAAGACGAUUCUAACGCACGAGAAGGAAAAGGUUAUCUAUUUUCUGAUGAUUAUUUCAAAAACGACAAAUUGUUAGAAGAGACAGCAAAUCAAGAAACUCUUAAAAAUUGUGAGAAAGUUAUCAAAAAUGGUAUGAUUUGUCUUGUCUGUAAAGAACCAGAGAACAAUGGAAACUAUGAACAAUGCGCUUAUGUUUCACAUCCUCGUAAAAAGUUGCUUUCAUAUCAGAAAAGCAAACCAGAACCGGACAUUGAUGAGAUCUCAACUAAGUCAAAUGAUAAGAAGCAACCUGCUAGACGAAGAUUAGAAACUGAAGAAAGUGAUGAAUACUUUAUUAACUUACCACAAAAAGAAGACAAAAAAAAUGAAAAAGAUAGUGGUGAUGAGGAAGAUGAUGAUAAUGAAAAUCCCAAUAAUUAUUCCUCCGAGUAUGCUUCAGAAUUCGAAAAAACUAGUAGAAGUAUAGAAGAUGAUGAUUGUGAAGAAAUUGAAAAAGAUGGAAUGACUUGUAUGCAGUGUAAAAAUACUAAAACUGGUGGAAAAUAUGAAAAAUGUACUUCAGCAUAUGAACCAAAAGAUAAAGUCUACAAAUUUAGUACAUCUAAAAGUUUUGGAUACCCUAGUAAAAGCAAAAGCCCAAAGAAAGAAAAGAGCCAGUCUUAUAGACGUACUGACGAAAAACCAUACAAACCUGAAUCAGAGGAAGAAAUUGAAGAAAAAAGUGAUUCAGUGAAUUGUCGUACAGUCCUUAAGGAUUCAAUGACAUGUCAAGUCUGUUUAGAUCCUCACACACAUGAAAGUUCUGAACAAUGUUCAUAUUCUUAUGAUCCUGAUGAUAAAGUUUAUGCCUAUUCGAAAUCUAGGUCUUUUGGUACACCUAAAAAAGAUAGAAAAUAAAAAUUUUAGUAAAAAAAAAAUAUUGAAUUUAAGCUUGUUUAUUGUAAUUUGUGGAGUUUCAUUUUUUUAUCUGAUGGAAUU